AGGAUCGGAUGGGUGCAACUCAGCUUACUUGGUGGAGCAAAACUGGAGGGAUUCGUAUACGGCGGACGGAUCUGUUGGUGCUGUGAUCGAUUGGGCAAUACCCGAUGAGGCUUUUGAGUUGAGCAAAUCUGGAAAAGAAUAUAGUUGUAAGCAGUACGGUUUGAUUCUUGACGAGCCUCAUCUGGACAAAUCAAUUCGAUGUUAUUGUAACCAUGGUUAUCAAGGGAAUGCAUAUCUUCUUAAUGGAUGCCAAGAUAUUGAUGAAUGCCUUGAUGAGACUAAAAAUCCUUGUGGGGAAGUGAAGUGUAUUAAUAGGCCCGGCUCUUACCAAUGUGAACGAAGAAAAACUUGGGUUAUUCCUUUAGGAAUGGGUCUUGGCUUUGGAUCAUUGUGCUUAGUGAUGGGUGGAUGGUGGCUAUACAAAUUUGUAAAGAAAAGAAGGGAAAUCAAGUUGAAGAAAAAGUUUUUCAAACGCAACGGUGGGUUAUUACUGCAACAACAAAUGUUUGCAAAGGAUGGAGGUUUAGAGAACACCAAGAUAUUUACUUCCAAGGAGUUGGAUAAAGCAACGGAUAAUUUCAACAAGAACCGAGUGGUCGGCCAAGGCGGACAAGGUACCGUUUACAAAGGAAUGCUGACCGAUGGCCGAAUUGUCGCCGUUAAAAAGUCCAAAGGAAUGGUUGCAGAGAACGUCGAAGAGUUCAUCAAUGAAGUCACCAUUCUUUCUCAGAUUAACCAUAGACACGUGGUUAAACUGUUAGGAUGCUGCCUUGAGACACAAGUUCCGUUACUGGUUUACGAAUUCGUCUCCAAUGGAACGAUUUUCCAGUACUUGCAUGACCAAAGUGAUGAAUUUUUUAUGUCGUGGGGAACACGCAUAAGAAUCGCCAAAGAAACCUCCGAAGCCCUAUCGUAUUUGCACUCUUCGGCUUCUAUUCCGAUUUACCAUCGAGACAUCAAGUCCACCAACAUCUUAUUGGAUGAAAAGUUCAAGGCGAAAGUUUCGGAUUUCGGGAUAUCGAGACUAAUUCCCAUCGAUCAAACUCACUUGACUACCAAUGUUCAAGGCACGUUUGGGUACCUAGAUCCCGAGUAUUUUCAAUCGAGUCAAUUCACGGAGAAAAGUGAUGUCUAUAGCUUUGGAGUGGUGCUCGUCGAGUUACUAACAGGGGAAAAGCCGGUUUCGUUUGAAAGGGAUGAAAAUCGUAGAAGUUUAGCCUCGUAUUUCAUCAAUUCCGUGGAAGAGAAUCGAGUGUUCGACAUCGUUGACAGUCGAGUUAUGAAGCAAGCAAAACGUGAAGAAGUAAUGAUGGUGGCUAAACUUGCGUACCAAUGCUUGAGCUUGAGUGGGAAGAUGCGACCAAUGAUGAAAGAAGUAAGUAUACAGUUGGGGCAUAUUCUUUAAAUGCAAAAGUAUUCGAAUGUCGAUCAACACAAGCAAGAAGAGAUGGAGUGUAUUAAAAUGGAUUUAAGCAGUAGCUCUCGCGAUUCCAUGUAUUUUU
Molecule: messenger RNA, 1502 nt
Organism: Hibiscus syriacus
Lineage: Eukaryota; Viridiplantae; Streptophyta; Magnoliopsida; Malvales; Malvaceae
Product: wall-associated receptor kinase-like 22
Exons: 3
Coding region: 368-1405 (345 amino acids)
Biological process (GO): protein phosphorylation; cell surface receptor signaling pathway
Cellular component (GO): plasma membrane
Molecular function (GO): ATP binding; protein serine/threonine kinase activity
Source: RefSeq, a predicted model, not a curated record